Molecule: messenger RNA, 1225 nt
Organism: Linum tenue
Lineage: Eukaryota; Viridiplantae; Streptophyta; Magnoliopsida; Malpighiales; Linaceae
Source: the annotation of a GenBank genome assembly
UCCCGACGAUUCCUCCAUCCCGACUACCUACCCGACGACGUCGAUCUAUCCGUGCCUCUCGACGACUACCUACCCGCCAUUGUUCCACGACGGGCCCUGCAAGAGCACCACUGAGAGGCGAAUCAGGCGAUAGCUCCAGCGUCGACGCCGACGAUUCCUCCAUCCCGACUCCCGAUCUGUUCUUGCGAGGGUACUCCCGACAUCCCGACUCCAGCGCCGACGAUUCCUCUGUUGGGAAAAAGAAGAUAUUAUCUGCAAAAUGAAAUCAAAAAGCUCGCAGGGAAAACGAGCUCAAGCAUCGGUAUCUAGUGAGAAAUAUGAGAAGUAUUGGGGAGAUGUUGACAAGAUGAACAAGUUGUUGUACAUUGCUGCCGUUUUAGAUCCACGGCGAAAGUUGCGCUUUAUUGGUUUCGCUCUCAAGUGGAUGUAUGAUGAUGAGAAAUCGGCUAGUGAUUUGACAAGUGAUGUUGAGGAUGCUACUUAUGAGUUGUAUGCUCAUUAUGAGAAUCAAGUAGGUGAAGCUUCAUCCUCCUCUCAAUCAGAACUAGAUGAAGAUGGUGGAAACGUGGAUCUAAUUGCGGAGUAUAUGAAGCAAUUGCAAAAAGAAAGAGGUGUAGUCAACAAAACUGAGUUGGAUAGGUAUUUGAACGAGGAAGUCGAAAGAUCAAUGGAUCCCAAAUUUGAUGUGCUAGGCUGGUGGAAAGUAAACAGCCACAGGUUUCCAACUUUGUCUAAGAUGGCAAGGGAUGUAUUGGCUAUCCCUAUUUCUACAGUUUCGUCUGAAGCGGCUUUUAGCACUGGAGGGAGAGUACUGAAUGAUUUUAGGAGUUCUUUGACUCCUAAGAUUGUGGAGGCCCUUAUUUGUACUCAGGAUUGGCUCCGCGCAGACUCUAGUCCAUGUGUAGUUGAAGAAGAUUCAGAGGAGAUCGACAAUAUUGAUGAAGAGUUGAGCAUGGUGUUGAAGGCUAUUAACAUAUCUGAUGUUCCACUUCCUUUUACCAAUACCCCUCGUACGAGUCCUAUUAUACAGGCAAACGCAAACACGUCAGGUGGUAUGGGGUUAUAAGGAUCCGUUUGCAGCCAUGGGAUUGCUUGAGAGUUGCCCGAAUCUGAAGUCCUUCAUUUCUUAAAACAGGAUGCUGUAGGAUGAUGGCCACUAGCUAGUGCUUCUGACUUUGUUUUAUUUAGAGUAAUUUGUGUUUGAAGUUCAUGUUGUGUGUGGAAG